UGUUUACGGAAGUGUUAUUCUGAAAUUAGUGGGUCAUUUGUUGGGGUACGCUUAGUGAACACCUGGGACCAAGAUCGCCGCGUUAAUUUUCAGAGACAAAAUGGCUGCACAUUUCAGUGCAAAUCAGUACGAGCAAGCAUUUGAUAGCAAGAGACUGCAAAACUGGCAACUCCCACACACAUAUAAAGAGAGACCGUCAUGCUAUGAGGGCUUCACGCAGAUCAUUGCCAAUGACCGUGGUCACCUGCUGGGUGGGGUGCCCAGGUCCCAAGAAAACCCCUGGGGCAAGUUCGUUGGGACGUGGGACAUGCCACUCAAGAUUCCCGGCAAUGUGACUACCUUCAUGGCCCGCUCCGACCCGGCUGCCAAGACCAUUGUCAAGGGAAGGCUGGAGCAUGAGGAGUUUAUGAGGCAGGCAGCUGGCUCGCCAGUCAAGGAAACCCAAAAGGCACCCAGUCCCCGGAAGGCGAGCCCCACAAAAGCCUCUCCCACUCCGCCCAAAACCCCGCCCUCUAAAUCGCCACAGGAGAGGCCCCACAGACCAUCCCCGCCGGAAAACGUGGACAAUGCAUCCCCCUCCCAACAGCAAGCCUCCCGGUCUCCAGAACCCGUUUCAAAAUCGCCGCAGCCAGAAACAAAUUAAAUCCAGAAAAACCCUCUAUAGCAUACUCGUAACUUGAAUUAUAUCGCAAGAAAAAAAAUACAUGUACAUUAUCAUAGAAAUAGAAUAGGAUUUUUUUUCAGACCAGUUCUGUUGCAUUUCUGGUGUAAAGGCUUUGCUCCUAUUAGAGCAUCAGAAAGUGAAUGAAUCUGAACAGGGAUGAAGCUCGUUAGUAGCCGGCAAAGUUCAAACAGUGCCUCUCCUGAAAUCUUCCAAUUUUUAUGCACAACCAGAAAAUGUGGCAUAAAUUAGUCAUCUUGCCCCAUUUGAAAUGCCCGAGGACUGUUUCAAAUUUUACAUUGCACACAUUCCAUUCCAUACAGUCAUACAUUCGAAUCUGUUUUGAGACUUCAAGUGUGUUUUUUUAUCUACAACUGAUUGACCACCUUUUUGCCACGGUGACCUGAUCGCCAUAAUGCCAUUGUUAUGUUCCCUAUUCUGCUUCAGAAUUUGGCUAAAGCAAGAGUUGUAGCCCGGUCAAUCAACAAAUCAAUCAUACAUAACAAUGCCAAAGGAUGAACAGAAGUGUACUUGUCAGAGUUUGUUUGAGAAGUACUGUGCGUGACUUGACAGAAGACUGCCUGACUUGUGUAUGAUUAGCAUUUGAUUGAUUUUGGUUAACACUUGAUUGCAACCUUUUUUGGAAACCUGGUUUCUUGAUUUCAGAUAUCUUUUAUUGUUUAAUUUAAAAUCAAUAACUACAUAUCAGUCUUAACAUUCUGAUCAGUCAACUGCUUUAUAACCAGAGGUUCCUUUCCCCUGCAUUAGACUUUUAGAUUUGAUCAAGAAUACAAGAACUACAGAACAAGACCAAACAAAUGGCAUUAUUUUCUCCACAAAAAUGAGCUUUUCACAAAUAUGGCCUGGUUACCUACGUCUCUACACUGUGCACAUGUAACGAACUUCAUAUUUAAUAUGUAUUAUUUUUGUAAUUCCUUUUGUAGCACGUUCUAAAAGAUGCCGAGUUCAGUGGUGUACAGUGUUCAUAUCUAUCUUAGUUACGUUGGCUUUGAAAACUAUGAAUGGAAUGUUCUAGAUGUAAAGAUCGGUUCAUCUUACUACGUUCUUCAAUUUUGGAUUUUGCCCUGCCCGACGUGUAUUUCACACUGUUUGCUCAGUGUUUGCCCCCGAGGGCUUGUGGGAAAAAAUCCACAAGCGUACUUGGGUGGAACUCGAACCCAGAGGGCUUGUGGGAAACAACCUACAAGCGGACCUGGGUGGGACUUGAACCCAGAGGGCUUGUGGGAAAAAACCCACAAGCAUACUUGGGUGGGACUCGAACCCAUGACCUCCUGCUCCUACUACGUUCUUUCAAAUUGAAUGGGACAGGAGAAAACUGAGUGAAAUACAGGAAUAAGUGGAUACAUUGUAGUGCAAAACCUGAAUUCAGAAAAUUCUCUGUCAGUUAAAUGGAGCAUUUCAUGUAAAUAAAGUGUGUACUACUAAUGUCAUAUUCUUUACAAGUAUCCAUUGGA
This is a messenger RNA of Acanthaster planci (crown-of-thorns starfish), 2136 nucleotides long. RefSeq names its product protein Flattop-like. Gene Ontology annotation, biological process: cilium organization. The record is from RefSeq and is a predicted model, not a curated record. Gene Ontology annotation, cellular component: ciliary basal body. NCBI's taxonomy places the organism in Eukaryota, Metazoa, Echinodermata, Asteroidea, Valvatida, Acanthasteridae.